Mya arenaria is the source of this 2110-nucleotide messenger RNA. RefSeq names its product neurotrypsin-like. NCBI's taxonomy places the organism in Eukaryota, Metazoa, Mollusca, Bivalvia, Myida, Myidae. Gene Ontology annotation, cellular component: membrane. The transcript is spliced from 9 exons. The record is from RefSeq and is a predicted model, not a curated record. The coding region runs from base 119 to 1471 and encodes 450 amino acids.
UAUGCCAUCAAAAUACAACGUAAAUUAUCAGCAAUACUAUCGUGGAUUUUAAAUUUAAACGCUUUCUUCUUAACCAGUGUUCAACGAUACAGUUGUCAUUUGAUGAGAAAACUAUAAGAUGCUUCGCUAUUAUUUAUCUUUGUUGUGGAUUGUUUCAGUAUCUCCUUGGACACACGGAUUGAUAGUCGAAGAUUUUCGCCUGUCGGGGUCAAUUGUACCUAGCGAAGGACUGCUGGAAGCGAAAGUAAACGGCACCUGGGGUGCCGUCCGUUACAUAUCCCGGUACAAUUUUCGAGAUCCGCUAGAUGACCUCGUUUGUAGAACAUUCGGAUAUGUGAAUGAAUCUGUGAUGCAGCCCCAAGAUUACGGAACACCGAAUGCCGCCUUUACUAUCCGACACUGCCCCGUCGACAUGACGUCACUGCAGGUGCUAAACACAUCAUGCGAACUCCAGGCAGGAAAUCCACAGGAUGACUAUGACAACAUCUUUAAAACCAUAAACUGUCAAGCGUUAAAACUGGUAGACGGUCCUUCCCCACUGGAGGGUCGGCUAGAGGCGGGACUGUUCGGGCAACUGCAGGUCGUCUACGGGCGUACCUUUGAUGAAAAGGCGGCAAAUGUCACGUGUACAUCACUAGGAUAUCGCGGAGUUCGCUCCUAUAACACCAGCACGCAUUAUGGCGCGGGAAAACUACCCCUGUAUACUCGCAACAUCCAGUGCACGGGUACCGAGCUUUCACUUGAGCAAUGUUAUCACUCUGGGGACUACGCCGCGUCACGCACACCGGCUAACGUCGUCAGUGUUGCUUGCGAUGGCGGACCAAUCAAAUUGGAGCAGAUCAAGGGCAAUCGUUCAUACGAGGGAAUACUAGUCGGUUACCAUGACAACAUUUUGUAUGACUUCGUUGGUAAUGUUUCGGAAACAACGGCGAAGACAAUGUGUUCUAUUCUUGGAUUUGGCCAUGUCGGUUUCUCCAGUCGUGCGCAUCCUGGCAAAAAUCUAUAUUACUUUAAGCAAGACGUUAAUUGUAACGGUCACGAGAAAUACAUAGAAGAGUGUCAGGGCGAGCUCCAAUACUGUGUCACACAGGGAUAUUCAGGCUGUUACCACAUGUCAAAUAGCUUAACUCACGUGGCAUUAUUUUGCUCGGACUACACACUGGAAAAUAUCAGCCUAUCAGCGAGUGGCGUUAUACAAGUGGGCGUGAACGGCCAGUUGUGGGCUGUCUGUGACGCAUUCUUUACCCUAGAAACAGCCAAUAGCGUCUGUACUGUGCUUGGUUUUCAUGGUACAGGAAGCUUCGCAGUUAAGACAAAUGGCGAUGAUUUGGAUACGGAAAUACUGGGAUCGAUAAUUUGUAAUCCAAAUACAAAAAGCAUUAUCGACUGUCACAUCAAACACCAGUUCAGUUACCUUUCCUACCACCCAUCGACAGAGUGUAAAGGCUACGUCAUGCUGACAUGCAACUGAUGUCUUAUGUAGAUAUUUACCAUGUCCGAAUGAUUUGACGAUGUUGCAUUAAGUUGAAGCGAAAGUAUUAUGUUAUAAUUAUGAUUUUCCUUGCUCAAGAUAUGGAAAUAUUUACAUGAAAAACUACAGAAACUAGUUUAGUAGUCGGAAGCUUAAACAUUAAUCACGUUCACUGACACAGGGCCAAAGCCAGAAACACAGAAGAACAAUACACACAUUCACUAACCAGCUACACGGAUCAACAAUAAACACAUCCACAUACCAGCUGCACUGAUCAACAACACACACAUCCACAUACAAGCUACACGGAUCAACAACACACACAUCCACAUACCAGCUACACGGAUCAACAACAUACACAUCCACAUACCAGCUACACGGAUCAACAACAUACACAUCCACAUACCAGCUACACGGAUCAACAACAUACACAUCCACAUACCAGCUACACGGAUCAACAACAUACACAUCCACAUACCAGCUACACGGAUCAACAACAUACACAUCCACAUACCAGCUACACGGAUCAACAACAUACACAUCAACAUACCAGCUACACGGAUCAACAGCGCAACACUUACCAAACAACACACAGCAUAUAGAAUAUAUACAACAAACUAGUAGUGUUAAUCAAUGAAC